UUUUUUUUUCGCUGGUAACCUCCCUGCACUUGCGAAGUACCCAUCGAACCCAGUUACAUAGUACCCCGUUAGUGAUGCCAAACACCCACGUCUUCAGCCCCGUCGAUAGAUCGCCUAGUCCACUUGUUACUACUCUAUAUAUCGUCCCCAUCUGCCGAUCGGGUUUGACUUGAGGCAUACCCUUCAUUCUCAUCACAGUCCUGGUCGAGCAUUAGUUCGUCAUUAUUCUCAGAGUCGACUGUCGUGCCGCUCAAUCAUAGCAUCGACAAACCUUAAGUCGGUAUAUCACCUACUUUUGAGCAAGAUUAGACAGGCCACGCCACGAGGUCAACGUGAGAACGUUUAUUAGCUCAGCCGCUGCCCACAAACACAAAACCAUCAUAUCUUUGCCACAAAUCAGACCGUGAAAGUCAUCAUCUUUCACGUGAAACCAACAAGCUCUAGGUCCUCACCUUCGAUACCAUGGCAGACCAGAGAAGAGGACCGUGGUCCCAGCAAGAGGACAACUUACUCAUGCAGCUAGUUGAGGAGCAAGGCGCUCUCAACUGGGUAAAAAUAUCCUCCAUGCUUGGAACGAGGACGCCGAAACAAUGCAGAGAGCGAUUCCACCAAAACCUCAAGCCAACCCUCAAUCAUGAGCCUAUCACACCAGAAGAGGGUGAGGAGAUUGAAAGGCUAGUACAUCAGAUUGGCAAGCGCUGGGCUGAGAUUGCUCGCCGUCUGCAUAACCGGAGUGACAAUGCCGUUAAGAACUGGUGGAAUGGAAGCAUGAACAGGCGUAAGCGGGUGGCACGUAAGAGACAGCCAUACGACGACAACAAUGAUCUCUACCGAUACUCACACACCCCUCGACUUCACUUGUCAUCACUGUCCACUGUUCCCUACACGCAGACACAACAAUACGCCCUGCCGUCACCUUCGGGCUCGUCCAGUCAUCAUCAAUAUUCUUCUUGGAGUACAGGAUCGAACACGUCGAUAUCGCCUACUGUUGAAUCUAUCAACGACGGCGCACCUUCCCUGGUAUCGGAUGCAGGCUCAUACUACUCGGAGUCUCCUACGGGAUACCCUCCGGAGUCGCCCAGCUACACCACAAGCCUUCCACCACUAAGGUUUGGAGACAGCGCACCUUCUCCCCAGAACUACUACUACGACACAAGUUCGAAACAACAGCAACAACUACCAUCUAUCCGGGAUGCUUUGGAUGGCAGAUCACAGCUGCCUACAGCGCCCAGCUCGCCGGUGAUAAUACCCGUACCGAGAAUAUACCGUUCGACACCUCGGAGUCCACCAAGGGCGGAUUCACCACCACCCGUUGAUCCGAGGAUGAGAUUGAACAACUUGUUACACUAGUGGAAUGCAUUUCUAUUUUAUUUCAACGGCGUCAUGGGUUUGCUUCAUCACAGCAUUGCUUUAUUAGCGGCUAGGUACAUUGACUACGGCGGGAGCGCGGAUGGGCAUGCCUCCAGGCAGUUUGGAGAGUGGUAAUUGAACCGAAUGACGAGGAUCAUGAUGAUUAUUGUAAUUAAUAUUUGGCAUACCCAAAAGUCCAUCGCUGUACUUUAGAUUGCGCCAUGUUCGCGCUGACACACUAUGAUACCACAAACUAUCAUGAAUUGCACUACUACUACACAAUUACUA
Molecule: messenger RNA, 1638 nt
Organism: Truncatella angustata
Lineage: Eukaryota; Fungi; Ascomycota; Sordariomycetes; Amphisphaeriales; Sporocadaceae
Product: Homeodomain-like protein
Exons: 1
Coding region: 463-1350 (295 amino acids)
Biological process (GO): mitotic cell cycle; positive regulation of transcription by RNA polymerase II
Cellular component (GO): nucleus
Molecular function (GO): RNA polymerase II cis-regulatory region sequence-specific DNA binding; DNA-binding transcription factor activity, RNA polymerase II-specific
Source: RefSeq, a predicted model, not a curated record